GAGAAGUUACCAGAUUUGUCUCUCAGUUGCAGCACAGUGGAAGUACAGUCAUACAGCGCGUGUGUGUAUGUGUGUGUUUGUCAUCACCGAGCGAAAAUCGUGAAUCAUCACUACGCUUUGGUCUAUGGUGGACUUGGAUUUUAUGUACAACAUGACAUUUGAGGAAUUAAGUGGGGAUUAUUCUCAAGAAAGAAUGGAUUCUGUGGCGAAGGCUUUGGAGGAGGUCCUCACUUCUGCGUUGCCCCAAGGCUGCAUCACCGUCGGGGUCUACGAGGCAGCCAAGUCACUCAAUGUAGAUCCUGAUAAUGUAGUUUUAUGCAUUCUGGCUACGGAUGACGAGGAUGUGAAAGAUGUGGCCCUUCAGAUCCACUUCACGCUCAUCCAGGCUUUCUGUUGUGAAAACGACAUCAACAUCCUGAGAGUGAACAACACCAGGCGCCUGGCGGAGAUCCUGGGUGGAGGAGGAGGGGCAAAGCAGAAUGGGGGUGAGCCCAUGGACCUGCACUGUGUCCUGGUCACGAGUCCACACUCGUCAUCGUGGAAGGACCCGGCCUUGAGCAAAGUGAACCGCUUCUGCAGGGAGAGCCGCUGUAUGGAUCAGUGGGUGCCCAUCAUCAAUUUGCCCGAACGAUGAACAAUCUUCCAAACGACAGAAAAGACCUAUGAAAGGACUGUUCUCUGCACAGGAAGAGUGGUGUGAACCCUGACGGACACAUUACCACACAGAGAUCAAAUUCCAUAGCUCUCCUGAUGGCACAGAAAAGCAACAUCUACGUUAAUGAAUUUGGAGGGGAAAAAAGACCCCACCUUCUAGAUGGGAUGUGUUUCAAAAUAAUAAAAAAAAAAAAGAUAGGAGGUGGAUUUCCACUGCGACAGGACUGUUGGGAGUUGUGGCUGUCAGCCUUGGCAACCAAGAUGAGAUGGCGAGGCACUUUCUAUGUAUCGUCAUAAGGUGGAAAUAAAAAGCGUCUGUGCUUCUUAAUGUGAAGAUGGACACCGUAUAGAAGGGUUGUAUCAUGUAUUUGUUUGGUAAAGCCUUUGUGAUACUCAGAAAAGUGGGGAGAAACUAGAAAAGUGAGCUGUUGAGUGGACCAAGGCCUAGGCCUCUCCCCACAGAAACAAAGCACUUGUUGAAACACUGGACAUUUGCAAUUUCACGCAUUUCAUUUAAAUUGUUGGUGUUGAUGUUGCUCUAGUCAAUAUUAUCUUAAAAGGGAAGGGCUAGAUAUCCAAUGAAGUUAUUCUGUGUUUUCAGUGUUUCCUAUGCCAACUGGUUUUUCCUACAAGUGAAAUAGUUCAUUUUUCUUUUCUUUUUUUAAACAAUUUAAGUUAUUUAUAAUGAUAUUUAAGUGUAUUUAUGUUUCAUUUUUUACUUUUACUAUUUGCAAAAUCUGAAUUCAGGACACAGAUGUAUUGUGGUCAAUAAAAAGUAUUUUUGGAGCCAGAA
Messenger RNA from Myripristis murdjan (pinecone soldierfish), 1447 nucleotides. It is a transcript of the gene gadd45aa, whose product is annotated as growth arrest and DNA-damage-inducible, alpha, a. Gene Ontology annotation, cellular component: cytoplasm; nucleus. The record is from RefSeq and is a predicted model, not a curated record. Lineage: Eukaryota; Metazoa; Chordata; Actinopteri; Holocentriformes; Holocentridae. The coding region runs from base 125 to 634 and encodes 169 amino acids. Gene Ontology annotation, biological process: regulation of cell cycle. The transcript has 4 exons.